Molecule: messenger RNA, 2238 nt
Organism: Peronospora belbahrii
Lineage: Eukaryota; Oomycota; Peronosporomycetes; Peronosporales; Peronosporaceae
Source: the annotation of a GenBank genome assembly
AUGCAAUCGCUUGUUACAAUUGCGAUCAUGUUUGCAUUAUCGAAUGCACAAGUGUACACAAUGCGAAGUGACCUGGAUGAGACCUCUAUAUCAAAUUCACAUACAGACUCGGAUCGCGUCCCGCUAACUCCAACACCAACAGGCAAAACGACACAUCGAAUGUGGAUUCCAAUUACAAACCCGCCAGCUAAGUCGUUGAAGUCGGAUGCAAUUCCGAGUAAAGAGAAAGUGACGUCUGCCACGAAACCACCUCGUACUCGGCGGGACCAGGUGAAUGUAAAAACGACGCAACCACCUGCGACUAAAGCGCCGAAGGCUAUGGGGCGGACGCCAACGGCAACGAAUGACAGUAGUUCAGCAAAUUUAGAGAAUACUGCGGAUUUAGAAAGCAAUUCAAAGCCAGGAACUGUUGCACCAAGUCCUGACUUAGAGGCCUCGAAUACGACCAAGUCCAAAAAGUAUCCAAAAGAGACAGCGCCUCCUGACGAUUCAGAUUCGAAGGCAAAAAGUAUCACAUUUACCAAGUCGCCGUUACUCGCGCUGGAAGCACCCGUGCCAUAUGCCGUUCCCACUGCAGAUGACUCAAAGUCGGAGAAGCCGGGAUCGAGGUCCAGCUUUAACCUUAUAUCCAACGAGCUAGAGUCACCGUCAUCCACGACCAAGCUGAAGACUCCUGAUUUAAAGACGAAGAAAGAAGUGCCGAAGACUCCUGAUUUAAAGACGAAGAAAGAAGUGACGAAGACAACAUCGGAAUCGGAUUCGGCAUCCUCGUCUACGCCAAGCUCAAAAUCGUCCAACUCGAGCAAGCCGGGCUCGUCGUCCGAAUCGUCCAACUCGAGCGAGCCGGGCUCGUCGUCCGAAUCGUCCGAAUCGUCCAACUCGAGCGAGCCGGGCUCGUCGUCCGAAUCGUCCAAAUCGAGUAAGACGGACUCGUCGUCCGAAUCGUCCACGUUGAACAAGCAGGGUGCUGCGUCCGACAUUGAUGAUACUAAAAACCCGCCCGCCACACCGCCAACGGCAUCCACGUCGACUGCGGAGUCAAUAUCAGAAGCAUCGUCUGGAGCCUCUGUAAUGGCAGACUCUGCAUCAGUUGAAGCACCAGGCAUGGCAAACACUCAUAUGCUUGGGCUCAUGAUGGGAGGUGCAGUAGCACUUGUGAUGCUCAUUGCAGUCUUUGUCUACAUCAAGAUGCAUAAGAAUAAUGAUGAGAUUGACGACAUGGACCCGGUUCUACAGACAGCACGUCUCGAUGGAGUCAAGAGCACAGCGCAAUCGUCAACGAUGGCUGCUAACUUCCAUAAAAACGACAACAUGUCACCGACUGAGCACGACAACGACAACUUUUACCCCAACAACCAAAAUCACAAUCACCAGUACGACCAGGAUGCGUAUGGCCGAUACCACAGUCAAGGCAAUUCGGUCAAUUACAACGAUUCGAACCUUGAUAUGCUUACACCGAGUAGUCAAAUUGCGCUUGCACACUCAGAGGUAUCGCUGCCGCCCAUGGCCCAAACUGGUUAUAGCAACGGCAGUAGUCAAUACUCGAGUUCCAUGACGCACUCAAAUUUCUAUGGUGACAGCGCAUACAGCAACGAUUUUUCGUCUGGGAGUCAGGUUGUUAAAAAUUAUCCAGGUAUGCGCAAGGGCAAUAGGGAGAACGACAUUUCUGGGUCGGAAGAUGAAAGUGAUUUUGAAGGUGAUGCGACCCAGGAUAUGUCGCAUGCGACGAACAAGUGGAAGUCCGCAGGACGGAACCGACGAGGUGAAAAAGCGAGCGGGAUGGAUCGGUCAUUUGAGGAUACGCAAUUUGGGUCUGCGAAUUCACGUUCCACGUCAGCAAGUGAUUAUACUGGCAAGAAUCGUUUCAAGGAGUCCGAGUAUACGGAAUAUCGCAUGUCGACAGAUUACGAAAACUCUCACGUAGGAGGAGGCAAGGACUAUGACAAUAGCUUUGCAUCGAGCAAAAGUGGCUACGACAACAGCUUUGCGGCGAGUAAAAGUGGCUACGACAAAAGCUUUGCGGCAAGUGAUAGUGGAUAUGACCAAAGCUUUGCGGCAAGUGAUAGUGGAUAUGACCAAAGCUUUGCUGCUAGUAAAAGCGGUUACGAUAGCCGACAUGCUAGUGGCAAGAGUUUCGAGAGCAGUGGAUUCAGUGAGUACGACCAACAUGGGAAUGGUGACUCAUCUUCAUUCUAUCAAAGUAAAAAGUUACGCUUUACGGAUGCGUCAUACAAAUGA